AAAGGAGGAGGAGGAGGAGCUGCGAUUGCAGCUGCAGCUGGAGCGGCGCCUGCCUUGCCUUCGCUGCUCCUGCUCCUCCUCCUUCCGAGGAUGCUGGGCCGGUGGGCGCGAGCGGAGGCUGCUGCUGCUGCUGCUGCUGCGGGGGAAGGGGAUCCGUUGGGCGGAUGCUGAGCGCUGCCUGCUGCCGCUGCCGGGCUCCAGGAGGGCCAUGAGGCUCCGCAUCUACAAGCGCAAGGUGCUGGCGCUGGUGCUGGCCCUGCUGGCCGCCGCCGCCUGCGCCUCGCUGGCCCUUUGGGGGAGCCCCGAGAGGAUGAUGGCGGCGGCGGAGCAGCAGCGGCAGGCAGGCCAGGAGGAGCAGGAGCAGGGCACCGCCAAGGCCCCGGCCCCCACCGAGCCCUGGCCCAGGGGCCCCCCGAGGGCCAACGCCUCUUCCUCCUCCUCCUCUGGACCAGGCCUCCUGGGGAUGAUGGGGAGGAGGGAGGAGGAGGAGGAGGAGGAAGGCCUGUCGGGGCCCAACCGGACCCUGCUCCUCCGCUCCAGGGUCUACCGGCUCAACUUCGACCAGCCGGUGCGCCACCUGGAGCGAUGGAGGCAGGCAGGGGCUGCCGGGGGCGAGGGGGCCCUUCGGGUGGCGCUGGUGGUCCAGGUGCACCAGCGGACGGAGCACCUGCGCCUGCUGCUGGCCUCCCUGCGGCGGGCGGCUGGCGUGGAGCGGGUGCUGCUGGUCCUCAGCCACGACGUCUGGUCCCCGGAGCUCAACGCCUUGGCCGCCGGGGUGGACUUCUGCGCCGUCCUCCAGGUCUUCUUCCCCUUCAGCCUCCAGCUCUACCCAGGAGAGUUCCCGGGCACCGACCCCCGGGACUGCCCCCGGGACCUGGGCCAGGCAGCCGCCCUCCGCUCGGGGUGCCUCAACGCCCGCUACCCGGACUCCUUCGGACACUACCGGGAGGCCGCCUUCGCCCAGACCAAGCACCACUGGUGGUGGAAGCUCCACUUUGUCUGGGAGAGGGUCCGGGCCCUGGAGGAACACCCGCCGGGCUUGGUCCUCUUCUUGGAGGAAGACCACUACCUGGCCCCGGACUUCCUCCACGUCUUGGCUAAACUGUGGGCCCUGCACCAGCGGGAGUGCCCCGAGUGCCAGGUCCUCUCCUUGGGCACCUAUGCUCCCGUGCGCGGGGGUGCCUUCGCCGGCCGGGCCGACAAGGUAGAGCUGAAGACGUGGAAGUCCACCGAGCACAACAUGGGCAUGGCCUUCGCCCGGGAGACCUACCAGCAGCUGAUGGCCUGCUCCGAGGCCUUCUGUUCCUACGACGACUACAACUGGGACUGGACCCUCCAGCACUUGACCGUCAGCUGCCUGCCUCGCUUCUGGAAGGUCCUGGUGCCCGAGAUCCCGCGGGUCUUCCACACCGGCGACUGUGGCAUGCACCACAAGAAGUCGUGCCAGCCUUCUGCCCAGAGUGCCAAAAUCGACUCGCUCUUGAGCGCCAACCAGCAGCACCUCUUCCCUGAGGCCAUGGCCAUCAGCAAGAGGUACUCGGUGGCCCCUCUCAGCCCCCAUGUGAAGAACGGCGGAUGGGGCGACAUUCGGGACCACGAACUCUGCAAAAGUUACCGGCGGUUGCAAUGAGAGGGAGGAAGAGGAGGAGGAGGAACGGUUGCCACUCUCUGCGGGAGACUUUUUAGCCCCCUUUUCCCAACUGGGCCUUGUCUAGCCUUAUUACAGACGCAACCAUUAAACAAAGGAAAAACAAAA
Molecule: messenger RNA, 1756 nt
Organism: Sceloporus undulatus (fence lizard)
Lineage: Eukaryota; Metazoa; Chordata; Lepidosauria; Squamata; Phrynosomatidae
Gene: MGAT2
Product: alpha-1,6-mannosyl-glycoprotein 2-beta-N-acetylglucosaminyltransferase
Exons: 1
Coding region: 209-1630 (473 amino acids)
Biological process (GO): protein N-linked glycosylation; oligosaccharide biosynthetic process
Cellular component (GO): Golgi stack; Golgi membrane
Molecular function (GO): alpha-1,6-mannosylglycoprotein 2-beta-N-acetylglucosaminyltransferase activity
Source: RefSeq, a predicted model, not a curated record